AAUAAUUAUUUGAAAUGUUUUGUUUUUGACGCUUGGUCUUUUGCUGUUUGUUUGGAAAUAUUUAUAAUUAUUUUUAACGCAAUAUAAAAACGGGUGUUUUUUUGUAUAUUUUUGCUGACAACUGAAUUCUUGUAAUAUCCUGUAAUGGGCUGUACACAAAGUGAAAUAUCGCCUCAAAAUGAAACGCCUAGAAAAGGGUGUACUGAUGUUCUAUGGCUGGUUAUUUAUAUUAUUUUUUGGAUUUUAAUGAUAAUUGUUGCUGCAAUAUCUUUUGUAUAUGGUAACCCACAAAGACUCAUUAAUGGAUUUGAUUCAUUUGGAAACACAUGUGGUGUAAAGAACAACCAGAAACUUAUAAAUUUUCCAUUAGCGGGCAUAAGCACUAUUGACAAGAAAUAUUUAUUUUUUAUGGAUGUGAAAGAACUACGAAGAUCUCUUAAAAUAUGUGUUAAAGAAUGUCCUAAUAGAAAAAUGGAGUCUCUGACUGAUAUACGAAAUUUUUAUCAAGAAACAGGUUCAAAUCUUUGCAGAUAUGAUAUUAAUCCAAAUAAUGUUACUGCUACUAAGGAUCUGCACAAUUUUAUUGGUCCAUGUCCCACUUUGCCUGUUUAUGACUCAUUUCCACUUUUAAAUAGAUGUUUCCCUAAAUCAGCACAUGACUUAGCGAAACGAGUAUUUAACGAUUUUUAUGACCUUCUUAAUAGUUGGGAUACUGUUGAACAAAUGCUGUCCGAUCUUUAUUCCUCUUGGAAGGAAAUGAUUAUAUGUGUCAUCAUAGCUUUUAUCUGCUCGUUACUUAUGGUUUCGAUUCUGCAUCUAUUGGCGACGUUUGUGUCAUGGAUAUUCAUGAUUAUCGUAUCCAUUGUGAGCGUAGCCGGUACUUGCUUGUUAUGGUACACGUACCAUGAGCUGAGAACUAAGCAGAGGGACUUCUCUGAGAUGAGUUUUUUAUCUGAAUCGCUGAAAAAUGAAAAAGCUUUUUUGUGGUACUCCAUAAUUGCCACUAUAAUAACUGUAAUUUUGCUGUUGCUUGUUUUUGUAAUGCGUUCACGUGUGUCGUUCCUAGCGGCCUUAUUCAAGGAGACCGCUCACUGCCUCGGUUCAAUUCCGUCACUUUUCCUACAGCCAAUAAUUACAUUCUUCUUCCUCGUACUAUUCUUUGCAUUUUGGUCUCUUGUUGUGGUUUGCUUAGCAACAGCCAAUUACCCUGGAAUACCAUACCGCACGAACUUUUUCAUUAAUGGAACCACAAUGCCAGACCAAGUGGACAAAGCAGCCGUUCAAGCGCAAAGUGUUGACAAAAGUGCUAGUCUAAAGACUUAUACCCUCGAUCCGAUUCAGUUCGACCCAAUGUGGGUGAAAAGUAUGUGGUGGAUGUGCCUCAUAUGCUUAGUGUGGGGCAGCGAGUUUAUAUUGGGAUGCCAACAGAUGACUAUUGCUGGUGCUGUAUCCCACUGGUAUUUUAGAGGUCCAAAUGCUCACUCACCUGUUUUGUAUUCAGUAGGAAAGCUCUUAAAGUACCAUUUGGGCUCUGUUGCCAAGGGAUCUUUCUUGAUAACAUUAUUUAAAAUACCAAGACUAAUUCUGACGUAUCUACAUGCUAAAUUGUCAGCUCGGGCUGAAAAAGGAUCUGAAUGUGCAAAAUGUGGCUUGAAAUGUGGAAUAUGUUGCUUUUAUUGCCUAGAGAAGUUUAUACGCUAUUUAAACCACAAUGCGUAUACUAUUAUUACAAUUGAGAGAUGCCACUUCUGUAAGGCUGCUGCUAAGGCAUUCAGCACAGUCGUGAACAACGCAUUACAAGUAGCUACGAUAAACAGCGUGGGCGACUUUAUACUGUUUUUGGGCAAGUGCAUUGUGACCGCGGUGACCGGCAUCGUGAGCUUGCUGCUCCUCAAACGAAACUCUGAGCUGCACUUCUUUGCUGCCCCCACACUUGUUAUCUGCAUAUUCUCCUUCUUUAUCGCACAUUGCAUUCUCUCCCUAUAUGAGAUGGUUGUUGACUCAUUGUUCCUAUGUGUAUGCGAAGACCGUAAUAUAAACGGUGCCGAAGGCAAAUGGAAACAUUCCCGACUUGCUGAACUUGGUGGUCACAAACAGCGCGACGAACAAGAUGGCGCCGAACUGCAGGAUUUGCAGGAGAAGUACUAAUUUUUUUUGUCGUGCUUGUUGCUCAGGGUUCGGCUGAAUGCAAUGUUGUAGAUGUGAAUGAAUUGUUUAUUGUAGUAUCUCCUCUUCUAUCAAUGUUUAACUUAACUAAAGUGGAAAGGGAAAGAAUGAUCGAUAUUUUUAUAUGAAUAUAAUUAUUUUUAAAUUUUACUAUGAAAAUAUGAUAUUAUUAUUGUUUAUAUUAAAAAUUUAAAAUAAAUCAAUUAGAAUAAAGUGAAAAAUGAAAGCAUAUGAAAUGCACAUACAAUGCAAUGUUUGAUGUAAUAUAAAUCUUAAAAUGUACCAUGUUUUUACAAUUUAUAAAUAUUGGGGUUUUGUUCGUUUAAAAAUAUUCUAAAGUUUGUUAUAUCUUAGGAGAUAUAUAUGUAUAUAUCGAUAAUAACCAUGUAUUUACAAUACUGGGGUAUUGUCGAAUAUUAUUAAUCCUCCUAAGUCAUGUCAAGCCUAGCGUUCUAUAUUUAAUUUUGUCAAAAAUGAAAAUAAGUUACUGGCAGUUGCUUUGAUGUGGCUUUUGUCGAAUGUUAUAGCAAAGUUGUUUAGUAUUAGGCCAAGCAUGGGUCCAUUUAUGUAAUAUUUUCUAGAUUUUAGGUAAGUAAAAUUUAAAUAUGUGUGCAUUUUAUUGUCUGAUAUGCUAUUUAUGUUGUAUACUGCAUAAUUAUAAGUUAUUCUGUAACUCGUUAAAAAAACAAUGAUAAAUUUAGUAACAGAGCACAAUGGUAUAUUAUUAUGAGAAAAUAUUUGUUUCACAGCUGAAUCGAGUGUUGAUCCGCGAUCUCCAGAGUGCUUAUAAGAAAUCUUACGCUUAAUUACUAUAAUAAUUUUAUUUUAAAAUAUUGAUAUAUAAAUCAUUAUUAGUACGUAAUAAUCUGUCCAUAAUAAUUGUGUGAAUUUUUGAAAUUUUAUACACUUUAGCUAGUUGUUAAUAUAAUAGAUGUAUUUAGUUGUAUUAAUUUAUACACUUUUUCAAAUUUACUUAAAGUACAAAUCUAAUUUUUAUAUUUUUAUUAGGGCGACGCGUGUCUGAAAACGGAGCCUGCGUGAGUUCAGGCUUAAGAUAGUAUAACAUUGCAUGCCACAAUCAUUAUGAUACGAAACUGUACAUUAAGAAAGUAUAUUUUAUAUGUAAUUUUAUUAGGCCUGAAUAGAUGAAAUUUUUUAGGUUGUGUGACAAAAUUGAUCUUUAAAAGACAGACUUAGUUACAGUUUUUACUUGAUGUAUUUUUUAUUUAUCAUAUAUACCGUCCACUUUCCAAUGCAGUUAAAAUUUUUAGAAUUUGUAUCUCAAUGGUCGGAAACAAUAAUGUUAUCUAUCGCCAAUUUAAUGUUUUUAAGCCUAAAAUUAGGAUUUUCUUUAUAUUUUUAUACAAGACAAAUGAUUUAAGAUAUAUUUACAACACUGGAAUGUACACGGAUCUUGAUGGACGUAAUAAAUUUACAAAAUUAUAUUUAACUAUAAUAAAGAUGAAUAGAGCUUGCUAUAUUAAUGGUAGUAAAUAAGCUAUAUCUACAGUGAUUAUAAUGAUCUAAAUUUCCUAUCGUUGACUGUCUUUGUAUAUAUAUAU
Molecule: messenger RNA, 3728 nt
Organism: Galleria mellonella (greater wax moth)
Lineage: Eukaryota; Metazoa; Arthropoda; Insecta; Lepidoptera; Pyralidae
Gene: Ctl1
Product: choline transporter-like 1
Exons: 11
Coding region: 145-2148 (667 amino acids)
Biological process (GO): transmembrane transport
Cellular component (GO): membrane
Molecular function (GO): transmembrane transporter activity
Source: RefSeq, a predicted model, not a curated record